Messenger RNA from Silurus meridionalis, 5352 nucleotides. It is a transcript of the gene sycp2, whose product is annotated as synaptonemal complex protein 2. Bases 206 to 5164 code for a protein of 1652 amino acids. Lineage: Eukaryota; Metazoa; Chordata; Actinopteri; Siluriformes; Siluridae. The transcript is spliced from 48 exons. The record is from RefSeq and is a predicted model, not a curated record.
CAUAAAACGGCGCGUGAGCUCUGUUUUCCCGCUCGCUGUUUGUGGAGAUACAGAGACUUAGUAACAACUGCUCCUGAUUUUAGUUUUAACACAAUACAAUCGGUUUUAAUCUUAUUUCGACAUGUAUUUGUUGAAAUAUUUUAAAUAGCUUGUGAUGAGCUCGGUUUGACUUCCGGAGUCAGGGCUGAGGUAACAUCCAGAUGUGAUGGCAGGUCAUCAGGAUAAAAAGGUGGAGGAACUUGUAGACCAGGCUUUGAAACAUAACUUCAGGGCUUUGGAGGAGUUUUUACUAAGUGAGACGAGGGACGGGGUUACAUCGAAAUGCUCCAAACAGUUCAUCUUGAAACUGGACAAAUUAAUUAACAGGGAACUGGACCAGCAGAAUGUGCAGAAUGCAUCUGUGGUUUUUACCAUCCUUCACAAAUUUGGAAACACACUGGUUUUUUCAGGGGGUGGAGGAUUAUCAGUGGUAGUGUCCCAAGGACUUGUAAGAAAGAUGGUACAGUGGUUUGAGAAAGCCAGAAAGUUAUGGGUUGCAGCUGGACCAUCGAGGAAUGAGCCGCUUAUAAACUUAGCUGAAGACUACUUUGAUGCAUUGAUGGUUAUUCAUAAAAGUUGUAAAGAGGGUACUUACCAAGUAACAGAAUCUCUGCUCCAUGACAUUGGCAAGUUGGCCUCUGAUCCCCAGGUUAACAUUCUUAUCCAAAAAGAGGCGGUGAGGAAACUGAAUAUAAUGUUGGGAAUGAUCCCAUUUGAAUUGAAGAAAAAGAAAAAUAUUUUGUCUUCACAAGAGGCAUCAAGUGUCAUGAUUGCUUUGGCGAGUCGAAUUCUUACAGCUGGAGAUUAUGAUCUGCAGGUGGCUUUGAUGGAGGCUCUGUGUAGAAUGACUUCUCGUGCCCAACGGCGGGAGCUGGCUGAUCAGUGGUUCAGCAUUGAAUUGGUUGCUUCUGCAUUCACUAAGAUUCAGGACUCAGAGUUUGAGACUGAUUGCAGAACAUUUUUAAACCUAGUAAAUAGAAUGCAAGGUGAUGAUCAAAGUGUGUACUCCUAUCCUUGUCUGGAGGUGUUUUUGGACAAGCAUGCGUUGCUUAUGCCAGUGGAUGAAAACCUUCAGGAAUUUUGGAUUGACUUUAAUCUGGGAAGCCAGAGCAUCUCGUUCUAUUUCUGUCUUGCCGAUGAUGAGGCAAAGCAGGAGAGCCAGUGGGACACUUUGUGCAUUACAGAAAAUGAAGUCCAGAGUUACACAUUGGAAGAGGAGCAGGGUGUAAAAGUGCUGCACCUGGUUCUAACUGAGCCAGUGUGUCUGAGCAGCAUCGAGGGCACUAGACUCACCAUCCACUUCAGUUCCUCUUUGGACAUCCUCAAUGCCACCAAGAAAGUUUAUGGAGAAACCAAAAAUAAAAAGUUUAUUGGGAAGACCACCACAUCUGUGGUAAAAACCACUGUUCAAAUAAUUCUAGAUGAAGGAGGUUCACAGGUUCUUUUUCCUGAGAGUCAAAACUCCUCUCAGCGAAUGGAAAAAAAAGUACAUUCUUCAGUAAGGAGUGACACUAACUGUCGGUUGCUGACAUCUAAUGACAAAGAGGCCCAACACAUCAGUCAGCAGAAGAUAACUCCAUUAAGGAGUAAGGUGUCAGAGUCAUGUAUGUAUGUGUCUGGUAGCGCUGGACGUAAACUUGGCAGAAGCUCCUUCAGCUGUGUGUUGCCUGCAUCUACCCCAGGGAAGGUGAAACUGAAACCAGCUCUUGAGAUGGUAUCCUCUUCAGAGAAAAGAAAAACACUUGAAUCGAAAGAGCUCUCAACUGCCAAAUUAUCUCACAGUGUGCAGUCAGUUAAUGUGGAAAGGGAAAGCAUAAGAAAGCCGUCAGUUACAGACUUACCGAGUCCAAAUAUACUGCAGGGCCAGGAAGGUCAACCAGGGAUGGAAAAAUACCGCCGGCAUCUUUCUGUGGAAAAAGUAGUGGAAAUGGUGCAAGCUGACCCAGAGCUCCAGGAAGAGCCUUUGGAUAACAGUAUAGUACUAGACUCCCAGCCUGUUCUGCUGAGAGAAACCUCUAUUCCCAGAUACUCAACUCCCAGCUGCCAUAACAAAAAGAGGAUUUCUGUGUCUGGGUCAUUAUUCCCGUGUCAUCCUGAACCUUCAUAUCCAAAUCCAAAUCAGUCCAAAUCAGAGCCUCCAGAGCAGCUGUUUGUUGUCCAGACCAGCUCAGGAGGCCUGAGCUACAAACAGUUUCAUGCUCAGCUCACACAAAGACUGGAGCGGGUGCUAAAAGAGUGUGAGCAGCAGGAACAAAACCCACCAGAGUUUAGUGCUGCUGGAAAAGAAGCUGAACCUGGAAGAAGGACACAGAGACAAAACCAAACUAAACUCUGCACAACUGAACAGAGUGGAUGGGCUAAGGCCAUUAAAGCUGACAUGAGCCACAAUAGGAAUGCAGAGAAAGCAGCCGAGAGCAUGGUAAAGCAGAUAAAUAGUCAUUAUAAUCGCACUGCUUUUAGUACUUCGGCAAAGCAGCAUGUUUCCCGGUUUAACAUCGCACCACCUAACAGAUCCAUUUUCAAUAAAAGCUGGUGUCCAAACUCAGUUGCCAAGAUCUCUGCUAAUACACCUGGCCUUCUUAAGUCAUCUUCAGAAGACCAGGCAUAUAAUUCUAAGAAGCCAUCAGAUCAGAAUAAGGACGUUUAUACAUUCAACCUGGAUGUGUCAGAACUCAGUGAAAAAAAGAAUAGGUCUUCUCUAAUUUCUGGAAUGGAAAGCAGUGUAAACAGCAGUUCCCUGGUUCUUUCCAGCAGCUCUAGAAAAUAUCCUCGUAAGAAGCCCACUGGUCGUAAUGUGAAGAAGCACCUGUUCAGUGACACUGACACUGACAAUAUGACAGAUAUAAGCUGGACAAAUUCAGCCAACAGGAGACCAAAACCCAAAGUGGCAGACUACACAAGACAGCCAGUUAAAGCCGCUCGUCUUCCUGUGGCCAUCACAUUUGAAAAUCCAAACAUACCCAUUUCUUCACCAGAAGCUUCAAAAGCAUUGCCUAAACCAAAGAUGCAGAAGAAGGUGGUAAAAGAAAAGCAUAUAAAAAGCAAGGAUAUUGCCAGCACAAAGCCCCUGGGCAGGUCCCAAAGAACCUCAGCUUCGACCAUAUCAUACAGAGAGUUGUCUGAUUCUGUGAGUGAGACAGAGCCCGAUGAACCUCCAGCAAAGAAGAUUAUCAUCAAACAGCCAGAAAAGCAUCAGAGGACAGCUUCAGUUCAGAACAGAGAUGCAAUCGUCGAACCACCUGCAAAAAAAACCCAUCAACUUCGGUCAAAGACUGUCCCUAAGGCUGUAAAGCAGAAACAAGAAAAAGAAUUAUCUAAUCAUGAAAAAUCUAUGCAAAAAAAGAUGAUUGCUGCUGUUUUGGAGGCCAACAAAGUACAAGAAAAUGUUUUGGCUCCUAAAAUUGCACCUUUCUGUUCUCCUCCUCUCCUGCCUAAUAUAAUUAAAUCAGUGGAGAAGAGCACAGCCAUGAUGAGAUCUAAGUUUAAGUCUCAGGUUCUUCAGAAGUCUUCAGUCCAGGAUAUAGUACAAGAAGAAAAGAUAGAUGGCAUAAUUGCACAAGUUGAGAAAGGGAACGAACAGCCCGAAAACACGCCUACACAUUCAGAGACAGGCAGAAAGUUUAUUGAGCAGAAAGAUGUCAGUGAAGUAUCGGGAUUUGAGCAGUCAAAAAACAUGAACAAAUUGCUUUCUCCAGCAUCAACAAAAGAAUUUGGGGCUUCCAAACACACCUCUUUCUGCCUUUCACCAUUCUCUAUUGAGAAGAUGAGAUCUGCAGAGAAAAAUGCAUCCUUACCCAGAUCUCCUCUGACACCCCUACAACCUUUGUGCAUCUCUCCUGUUGAUGGCAAUUCCCCUCCCUUGGAGUUGAAUAGCCAUCUGAGAGGGAUUGAAGCAUCCUCCUUCUUUAAGACUUCAGGAGGAUGGGAUUGUGCCACACGUCUUCCUCACUCUUUCGUUCAGAUACAAAGUGCUCAAGAGCAAGCUGAGCUGAGUCCUGGGCAGUCAUUUGGCCACCCCCUAAUUGCCUCCACUGGCAAGGAGAAAUGUUCUUCAUUGCUCAACUCUCCAGACCUAGAUGCAAAUCUCAGGGGCGUUCUAAACACCACCAGCCAAAGAGUUUUGCCGACUUGCUUUGACAAAGAGUCUGCCAUCACUUUGGUGACACUAAGCCAAUCAUCACACACAUCUAUGAAUAAUAUUGCGAUGAUCUGCACUGAACUUGAGAAAACACCUGCGUCUGUUCAGAGGAGCAGUGUUGAAAAGGCAGAAUCAGGGCCUGCAACUCCUCGUACUCGGCCCAGCACAUGCAAUUCCACAAGUCUGUCUGAACAAGAUGACAGUGAGGAAGAAGAUAAGAGGACUGGGCCCAGUCAAUUCGCUUUUAGAAUGAAGCCAAGAAAGCUGUUCAAAACUGCCAAGCAGCAGUCUAAGACAAAAGGUUUUAAACAACCAAUGCAAGUUGACAGCAGUGGUGAGGAAGGAGAGAAAGAGAACAGAUCAGUAGUUACUGAAGAUGCAGAAGCACGGUCCACUGUGGUGUCAGGCUGUUGGGAGACAAGUAUGGAUGCAGAUGUGGAUCUGGUACAGUCUGAAGUGAGCACAUCUCAGGAGAUGAGCUAUGUCUGCCAUCAGUUCAGCUCUGAACUUAAGAGAAAAUUUGAGAACCGCUCAAGGAGAAUGGAUCUCUUCACCAAGCAGUCCCUAAAAUCCUGCAAGCAACACGUUUCUACUAUAACUCUGAAAGUGCAAAAGUACAGGUCUCAGAGGCUGGAAACAGUUAAACGAGUUCUAAUGGAUGAAAUAAAAAACUUGGAACAUGAUGACACAUCUCUGCGGAACAUGGAAGCAGAGCUGACUGCAUACUGGAAGAAGCAAGCCCUGGCUUUUCAUGCUUACCAGGAAAGAGGAACCCAAAGGCUGAAUCAUUUAAAAGGCACAAUUGAAACAAACAUAUGCCGAAACCCGGAGUAUGAGGAACAUAUAUUUCUUUCACAGAUGCAUUUGAUGAAGAAAGAUAUGAAAUCUGUUCAGGAUCAUUUAUUCAGUCAGAUGCAUGAGGAAGAAUUACAAAGUGUACGCAGAGGACUACAGACCUUGUUCUUUACAGACGUCCCCAUGUUUUAAAAGUGUGUUCUUAUUAUAUUUCAGUAAUAUAUGUUCAUUAUCAACUGCAAUGCUAUUUAAAAAGUUAAUUAUUUCCUUUUUUGAUUUUUAUAUGUAACGUGUUAUGGUCCUGUUGGACACCGUUGCAGUUUGAACUUUUCUGAAACAUGGUGAUUUUCAAAUACUAAUAAAAUAACAAAAAAAGAAAA